AUGUUUAAGGUUAUUCGAAGUCACCCCUUUGCCUCUACGAUCAAGUGUUUUAAAUCGGGAUCACUAUUGGUUUACAAUGCACAACAAAAGAGAGCUUUGAGCAUUCAUGAGUACCUUUCGGUCGACCUGUUAAGUAAAUAUGGUAUCGGUGUUCCCCGCGGCUCUGUCGCAACGUCAGGGAUAGAAGCUGAAGCCGUCGCCAAACAAAUCGGCAGCAAUGAUAUGGUCAUCAAAGCUCAAGUCUUAGCAGGCGGGAGAGGCAAAGGAACGUUCGACAGCGGGUUCAAGGGAGGUGUACGCUUGAUCUACUCUCCUGCCGAGGCCAAAACACUGGCGGAACAAAUGAUUGGUCAUAAACUUAUCACAAAGCAAACUGGAGCCGCUGGCCGUCUCUGUAACUCUGUUUUAAUAUGCGAGCGCAAAUUUGUUCGUCGAGAAUUUUAUCUCGCUAUCCUCAUGGACCGAGCAUCUCAAGCUCCGGUGAUCGUAUCCUCAUCUCAGGGAGGGAUGGAUAUCGAAGCUGUUGCAAAAGAAAACCCUAGCGCAAUAACCACCACUUACAUUAAUAUCCACCAAGGUGUAACCGAUGAAAUUGCUCGAAAAAUUGCCAAAGAUCUGGGCUUCAGCCAACAGUGUGUAGAGGAUGCUAGAGACACUAUUCAAAAAUUGUAUAAAAUUUUUAUGGAGAAAGAUGCAACUCAGAUCGAAAUUAACCCUCUAUCCGAAACUUCCGAUUACAAAGUUUUAGCAAUGGAUGCGAAGCUUGGUUUUGACGAUAACGCUGGAUUUCGUCAGGAGAAAAUAUUUUCCCUGAGAGAUACGACCCAAGAAGAUCCAGAUGAAGUACGCGCUGCCGAGUCGGGGCUCAAUUUUAUCAAACUAGGCGGAGACAUUGGAUGUUUGGUCAAUGGUGCCGGUCUUGCAAUGGCUACAAUGGACAUCAUCAAGCUGAACGGAGGCGAGCCUGCAAAUUUCCUCGAUGUUGGUGGCGGUGCAACACCAGAUGCCAUUCGCGAAGCAUUCACUCUCAUUACCAGCGACUCUAAAGUAUCAGCUAUAUUUGUUAAUAUUUUCGGAGGAAUUGUAAGAUGUGACGCUAUUGCCGAAGGACUUAUAAGUGUGGUUGAAAGUAUGAACCUUCGCGUUCCAAUCAUCGCUCGUCUUCAGGGUACAAAUAUGGAAGCUGCUCAUAAGUUAAUUGUCGAAUCGGGAUUGAAAAUAUUUUCUAUCGACGAUUUACAAAGUGCUGCCGAGAAGGCUGUGCAGCUAUCAAAAGUUGUUAAGAUGGCGCGUGAUAUCGAUGUUGGUGUUGAGUUUACUCUUGGUAUUUAG
Messenger RNA from Blumeria graminis f. sp. triticale, 1332 nucleotides. The record is from the annotation of a GenBank genome assembly. NCBI's taxonomy places the organism in Eukaryota, Fungi, Ascomycota, Leotiomycetes, Helotiales, Erysiphaceae.